Molecule: messenger RNA, 1440 nt
Organism: Rotaria socialis
Lineage: Eukaryota; Metazoa; Rotifera; Eurotatoria; Philodinida; Philodinidae
Source: the annotation of a GenBank genome assembly
AUGACAAGAGCCCUGAUUGAUAAAGGCUUAUCAUCCAUUAAAUCGGGGUCAAGAAUCUUUAUUCAUGGUUGCGGUGGCACACCACAACAUCUCAAUCGUCUAUUGGCAGAACGUGCCAAUGAACUUCGACGUGUCGAAAUCAUGGGCGUUCUCGCUCUUGACAAUACAUUUACUGAUCCGAAAUUAGAAAGCAGCUUUUUUGUCAAUACUCUUUUCGCAUCUGGUUUUGUACGACCAUGCAUUGCUAAUGGAACGGCUUCAUAUAUCCCAGCAUUACUCAGCGAAAUGCCUCGUCUUUUCGAUGAAAAUAUUCUACCACUCGAUGCUGCUUUCAUUCAAGUGUCACCACCUGACAUGCAUGGCUAUUGUUCACUUGGUAUUUCAAUUGAAGUAACAAGAGCUGCUCUAAGAAAUGCAAAAAAGGUUUUUGCACAAAUCAAUCGUAAUAUGCCGCGUGUACAUGGCGAUACCUUUGUACAUAUGAAUCAAAUCGAUGCGUAUGUCGAACAUGACGAACCAUUGAUUGAAGUAGAUUAUUCAAAAGAAAUCUCGGACGUUGAAAAAGCAAUUGGAAAACAUGUAGCCGAAUUGAUUGAUGAUAGAAGCACACUUCAAAUGGGUAUUGGAACCAUUCCUGAUUGUGUAUUGAAAUGUCUUGAAAAUCAUAAAGAUCUAAGUAUAGCAUCAGAAAUGAUAUCCGACGGCGUUAUGAAUUUAAUUCAAAAAGGUGUUGUAACGAAUCGUUAUAAAAAAUUUCAUCCUGGAAUAACAACAUUUCAAAUGGGUAUUGGAACCAUUCCUGAUUGUGUAUUGAAAUGUCUUGAAAAUCAUAAAGAUCUAAGUAUAGCAUCAGAAAUGAUAUCCGACGGCGUUAUGAAUUUAAUUCAAAAAGGUGUUGUAACGAAUCGUUAUAAAAAAUUUCAUCCUGGAAUAACAACAUGUACGUUUAUAUUGGGUACGAGAAAACUCUACGAUUAUGUUAAUGAUAAUCCAAAUAUAUUUGCUUUUGACGUUGGAAUAACUAAUGAUCCAACACAGAUUCGUCAAAAUCGAAAAAUGUGUGCCAUUAAUGCCGCUAUUGAAGUCGAUCUUACUGGACAAGUUUGUGCAGAUUCAAUGGGUCAAAUGCAUUAUUCAGGUGUUGGAGGACAAAUGGAUUUUAUGCGUGGUGCUGCAUUGAGUCACGAAGGGAAACCUAUUCUUGUUCUACCAUCACAAACAACAAAUGGAGUUUCACGCAUUGUUAAUACAUUAAAAGAAGGUGCUGGUGUAACAACAAGUCGAGCUCAUGUUCAUUAUAUAGUAACUGAAUAUGGUGCAACAAAUUUGUUUGGUAAAAAUUAUCAACAACGAGCUAAAGCAUUAAUUGAAUUAGCUCAUCCGGAUCAUCGUGAAGCAUUGGAUCGUGCUGCUCAUAAGCGUUUUAAAAAUCUGUAUUAA